Lucilia sericata (common green bottle fly) is the source of this 2109-nucleotide messenger RNA. RefSeq names its product pickpocket protein 28-like. The transcript has 8 exons. The coding region runs from base 10 to 1809 and encodes 599 amino acids. Gene Ontology annotation, biological process: sodium ion transmembrane transport. Gene Ontology annotation, cellular component: membrane. The record is from RefSeq and is a predicted model, not a curated record. Lineage: Eukaryota; Metazoa; Arthropoda; Insecta; Diptera; Calliphoridae. Gene Ontology annotation, molecular function: ligand-gated sodium channel activity.
AAUAAUAUUAUGUUUCCCAAUAAAGAUGGCAAAACGGUACAUUUUCCCCAGCCAGAACCGGAUUUUCUAUCAUUGCCCAGUCAAACGGAGCGUAGUUUAAGUUUAACUUCUCAAGCUUUAAGCGAUGUGCCCAGUGAUUUGAUCAUAAGAUCUCGCAUAAAAUAUGGCAGCAGAUGGUCAGCCUGUAAGGGUUUAUUGGCUGAAUACUCCAAGAGUACAUCGGUUCAUGGUUUACGUUAUAUAUUUGAAGUUCAUCGGCCAUUUUAUGAAAAGCUUUAUUGGAUUGUAUUGAUGUUAAUAUCAUUCUAUUUCGCCAUUUCCUUAAUGUGGGAUACCUAUUUGAAAUGGUUGGAUUCACCUGUAAUCUUGGGUUUUGAUGAGACACUAGUGCCGGUUAAUAAAAUACCAUUUCCCACCAUAACAAUUUGUCCGGAAAUUAAAAUGGAUACCACCACAUUUGACUUUACCAAUGUGUCACAACAAAUUUGGUCUGAAAUUGAGCAAAACCAUAAAUUUGAAAAUUUAAUCAAUUUAACCGAGGAAGAAUUACAACAUUUUGCUGCCACUUUACAAAUUUGUGAAAGUGAUGUUAUCGAUCGUUUUGCCUCUCAUGUACCUAAAGAUAUGCAUGUGGAUGUGGCUCAGGCUUUGGUAGAAAUGGCCUUGACCCCGAAUACUACGCUGCCAUUUUGUAAAUGGAAUGGUCGCUUUUAUUUUUGUGAUAAAUUAUUUAAAUAUGUUAUGACCGAUGAAGGUGUAUGUUAUCAAUUUAAUGGUCUACAAGCUGAAGAUAUAUACAGAGAUCCUAACUUUAUAAGUUAUUCGGAUAAGACUCUUAUUGACUACAACAAUUACUUUGACGAGGAAUUGCCUAAAUUUAAUAAUAUCUCGGGCAAUUGGUCUUUAGAUGAUGGCUAUGUGGAUCAGGGUUUUAAUGCUUAUCCCCAGAGAACUGUAUUGUCAUCGGCCCGCAAUGGUUUGUUUGCCUUUAUGAUUGGUUUUGAACAUAAUUUCGAUUAUACCUGUCGCACUUUUAAACAGGGUUAUAAGGUAUUCCUAAAUUCACCCGAAAGUGUACCCUUAACAUCGGGAAACUAUAUUUUAGUACCACACGAUGAAGAAGUUUUAGUAUCGAUUAUACCACAAUAUGUUAUAUCUACAGAUAAUUUACAUGACUUUGGUCCCGAAAAGCGCCAGUGUUAUUUCAAUGAUGAACGUUAUUUGCGCUACUUCAAAUCGUAUUCCCAAAGUAAUUGUCAAACGGAGUGUUUGGCUAAUUAUACAAUAAAUAAAUGUGGCUGUGCUAAAUUUUGGAUGCCUAAACCCUUGGACACCCCGGUCUGUAGCCUGGCGCAAGUUGAUUGCUAUAGUCAUGCUGCUGAUGAAAUGAAUAUCAUAAUUGCCAAUCAAACUAAACAGAAACUUAUCAAUUCAAAUGUGAAAAUAAUGUGUGAUUGUAUGCCUUCGUGCAAUUCGUUGGAUUAUAAUUUUGAAAUAUCACGAGCCCAUUAUGAUUUUGAGAAAACAGUUAUUGCCCAAAGAGAUUCAUAUGAACACGAUGAUGGUCGUGCUUCACGUUUUUCAGUUUAUUUCAAAGAACCCCAAUUUACCGCUAUUAAACGUACCGUGAUGUUUGGUGUUACUACUUUAAUAGCAAAUUGUGGUGGCAUUUUUGGUCUUUUCAUGGGCAUUUCGAGUUUAAGUAUUAUUGAAUUUAUUUAUUUCUUUUCGGUACGUUUGUUUAACAAUUUAAGAAAGAGACAUUUUAUCAAGAAGAAAUUGAUGGAAACCGAUUUGGAAGAACUUUAAGAAAUAAACUUAAUGUUAUUGAUAUAUUUAACAAGUGAUAUGAUAUUUUAACUUUAGAAAAUAAAUUGAAUAUAGAUAAUGUAUUCAGAAGAUUGCACACAUUCGGUUAGCCCACAGUUUAAACUAAUUAAAAAACCAUUUGUUGUUGUUUUUUUUUAAUAACUUGUUUUAUCAAUAUAAUUAUUUACAAGGAUGGCAUUUUUUUGUUUAUUUUGUUACAUUCACAAAGUCUUUUUUCUUUCUUUUCUUUGUAAACAAUUUUCCAAAUCCUUAAACAAUUCAAAGGUUAAUAAUUUUUGU